AUGGAUCGCGAUACAAAUAACGACAAUGGCGGUCGUUCUUCGUCGUCAUAUCCGUCGUCUUCUUCGCCUACGACGCCCUGGACUGUCAUGGCUGCUGCUGCCGCCGCGGGGACCACAUGGACGGGACUAGCAGCAGCAAGGGACGCCCGCAACCGAAGGAAUAGCACGACUACGCAAGCUACUACAGCAACAGCAAACGAAACUGACGCACAACCGUCCACAACCGUCGUCUCGUCAUCCAUGUUGAGGUACCUCGCCAACAUCUCUCAGCAUUUCGCUCUUCAUGGAUUGGUCCACGGCACAGGUUCCGACAUUUCGCUACGGGCGUUCGGCAAGACAUAUCGUCUCCACCGACUCAUACUGCUGCAGGCGACCUUCUUUGAGAACAUGUUCCAAGGUCCCUGGCAGGAGAAGAGCAAGGAUACGGUGGACAUGACAUUUGACGACCCCAACAUUACGCAGGAAGGGUUCGAUAUUGCGAUUGGUCGACUUUAUGGGGUCUGGGCUGUUGAGCGCGAGGAUGAAGGUGUUGCGGAGGACAGGGAGUAUGAACUGGACUUUGGAGCGGGGCUGGCGGAUGACCUUGUGGACAUGGAUACGACACACUCGCCAAGCAAAAGCGGACAGGCUGUGCCACCGUCGAUUCUGAGCCCGCGGAACGUGAUUUCAGUCCUGGCGGUCGCAGCCUACCUCGGAGUCGAAUCGCUCUGCGAGCAGUGCGCAGACUUUGCGAUCAGGACGCUCAGGACCGACUAUCUCUUGCCCUACAUCGAGUUCAGCCACCAGAGCGACUACUUCCCUUGGUCGGACAAGAUUGUCGAGGCCUGUCAUUCAUACAUCUGUCGUAACGGGUUUGAGGAUCCCAAGAUGAUCUGUCUGCAGGUCUUUGAGCAGUUGCCCUUGGAUUGGUUAUUAAAGGUCUUGGGUUCGGAUGCCUUUUGGGUGCCCUCUGAGUGGGAGCGGUACGAGCUUUGUCGACAGAUUGUGCACCGCCGUCGAGCCAUUUCUGCCAUAAUCCGAACACUCCCCCCUGGCGACAAUUCUUCUGCUGAUGGCCGGAACACAGAGGAGCAGGGAUACGAGGAUGAAGAUGAGGCGGCGUAUGAGGCCUUAUUCUCGAGCGGAGUUAUUUAUAUGUACAUGAGUCUCGAGCAGCUGCAGUGCAUCCAACGCGACAUUGACCCCAUCUCAGGUCUCCGGUUCGUCCGUUCUUCCGUCAUCCAGGAGGCCCUGUGGCACCAAAUCGAGUUCCGCAACCUCAUUGAGGCCCACGGCCCCAAGGAACCCACCCCUACUCCCAACAACAGCCGCCGCAACAACAGUAGAGUCGGCAGUCAUAGAACCGCCGGUACCGGUGGCAAUAGUACUAUCGGCCUCGUCACACCAAAUUUCCCAGGUCACACUGAUGUGGGAUAUGAGGGUUCGGACUGGAUUCGGAGACCGUUUGCAAUGUACAAGCCGAUCCCUGAGGGGGACACUACACUCAAUGGAGAGGAUGAUGAGCCCAACCUGCAGGAGCUUGCGACCUGGAACAAACUGAACCAUCCUUCUCAGCCGUCGACAUCGGCGUCUGCCGCAAUGUCCGCGACCCGAGUGACACCUACGACCUCUGCCGCCAUUCCCAUAUCUGCUAGCAAUAGCAGUAACAACAGCGGAUCCUCCUCGAGUGCGACGUCCUUUUGGGACCAGCUUCUUCCAGGGAGGCAUCGGCAGUCGUCUCCUCCCUCCAACCCGGCUUUUAUUCAACUCGCCAAGAAGCAACGGACCACGGACCCCGACUCGGACGAUACCGUUAGCAACAUUAGGAGCGGAUUUGGUUUUUCGGGGGUUGGUGGUGCACUGGGAGGCGAUGAUGACGUGGAGAAGGAUUUGAAAGGGCAAUUCCCUAUCUACCCGCCCUUCCGAUUCAGUGUUGCCUUUGGGGAUGUCCAGACACUCAAGGAGAACACCCGCGUCUGUUCUGACGCCUUUUUCUAUGCCGGAUCGUAUUGGAACUUGUAUAUUCAAAAGCUGCCAACAGACCUUCCAGAAGGCAUGCAGCUAGGAGUCUACCUGCAUCGACACUCGUUGCCAACCGUUGCUGAAGGUGUGCGGAAGAAACCCUGUCUGCCCCAAUUCUUUACACCUUCACCUUCAUCCCACAGUCGUUCAUCUGCUACUUUGGGACGUCCCAUUAUUUAUCGUGAUACUAGCAAGGGGGACCAGUACAUUGACCUCCCGAUCCUGCCCAUGCUGACCGAUCAACUGCGUCGACUCCAACAGUCCUCUAACUCCACUGCUGGGGCACGACCUAAACCGGCAGGUUCACCAGGAGGAGAAAGUGGUGAAGGAGAAGGUGAUGAUGGAUCUGACAGCGAAGAGGAUAACACGGUGACAGCGGCGGCAGCGGCAUUGUUCGAGGACUCGUUCAGUUGUUUUGUGGACAAGCGAGGGGUGACCAAGACUUGGUUCAAGAUCUAUGCGAUUGGAUUAGGGCCUGGUCAUGAUAUUACGCAAUUCCAGAGUAGUCCUGAUGACUUUGCCAUCAUGCAGAGCUGGGGUUGGAGAUCGUCGAAUCUGUGCUCGACGGCGUAUCUUCCUGAAUCACCGGUCCCAAAGGACGAUGUGGGGAUCAAGUUGCAGACGGGUUGUCACUGCACUGGGCUUUUGGUCUCUUCACAGGGUUGUUCAUCUGUGGAAGGAGAUACUGCCGCCACUAUGUCUACUACUUCUAUUACGGGCGCUACCUCGAUCGCAGCAGCAAUGCCCGCCGCGACCGCAGUCGAUCGAGCUAGUUCAGUGACACCUGUCAUCCCAGCCACUGCUGCUGCCGCCACGACAACCACAACGACGACGGUGACGGAUGCAGCGAUGGACGUGGAUUACGUCCACGAGUACGAGUACGACGAAGAUAUCCAGCAACAACCUCAACAGCAGGAAGGCAAAGGUCCUGUUCGCUCUACUACCCCUAGUAGUGGUGUCGCAGAAAUUGGCGAUAGACCACAGGCGCAGGAACCAACCAUGACAGUUGCAGAUGUGGAUAUGCAGGAUGUACCGGCGUACUCGACGGCGGCACAUGUGAAAACCGCGGCGUAG
Molecule: messenger RNA, 3075 nt
Organism: Linnemannia hyalina
Lineage: Eukaryota; Fungi; Mortierellomycota; Mortierellomycetes; Mortierellales; Mortierellaceae
Source: the annotation of a GenBank genome assembly